AAAAGUCUUUCACGCUUUGCGCAAUAUUUCUAGCGUAGGUUUUGUGAAUGACUAUAGCACGAUUUAAAUUUCACGCGCUCAAAGCUCAAACACCAUCGCGUCCAUGGCAACAAGAAAACACUCGCAUGUUUCACUGAGACUGAAGAAGCGACGAAAACUUAAAUGCCUCCGAAAAAGAAGGGAAAGAAUGGCGAUGAUAAAUCAAAACAAAAGGAAAACAUGGCGUCUGAGAAGAAAAACCCUGAAGAAGUAACAGAAGGUGACAAAAGGUUUUAUCAAGCUCAAAUACGAGAUUUGGAAGAGCGACUGGAAAGAUACCAGCUUAAAUGUGACAAACUGGAGGUUCAAGAGAAGGACUUGUGCUUGAAGAUGAAUAAUUCGGAGAAAGAGAAGAAAGACAUCGUGCUCUAUCUCAAACACAGACUGCGUAAAAAAGAGGAUGAAGUCGCUGAUCUGGCAGAGGCGCUGUCGAAACAUCAGCAGGUUCAAGAAACUGAACGCAACUCAUUUGAGCUUCAGCUGAACCGGCUUAGACUUGAACUUCAGGAAAAUAAGGACAAGUUCACAUUGGAGAAUAUGGCCCUUGCUAGUAAACUGCCGUCUUUGGAAGAAUUUUCUGCACAGAAGGAGAAGCUCAUGGCUGAACGCAAGGCUUUGGAAGAGCAACUUCAAAAGCAAAAAGAGGAACACCAGGAAGAAAUCUAUCGUCUGGAGAAACACGCUGUGCUAGAUAAGGACAGGCUAAAGCAAGAAACGCUACAACAUUUAGUUGAUGCAGCAGAAGAAUUCCGGCGGGUGUCGGAUCAGAAGAUGCCGGAGACGACGAUGAGAGCAAUGCAGGAGAAUCUGUCUGUGGCAGCUCAUCUCAAACAUCUCUCUGACCAGAUCGAAGAACUGUUGAAGGAAAAUAAUGCUCUGAGAGCCAAAGGAAAGCAACUUAAAAUAGAAAACAAAACCAUGGAACCUCUACUGAAUGAGAUAACCAGGAAGAAUGUGGCAAAUCAAAAGGUGAUCCAGCAGCUGACAGAAAAGUGCAAGCAAAUGCAAACCGAACUGGAAAAAUACGUCAAACUUCAAAUGAAGCACCAAAAGCUUCUGGAAAAUCAUUCGACGGUAUGCACAGAGCUUGAUGUUCUCAGACAGAAUCAUGUAGCAGUUACGGAGAUGCUUCAACAAACUAAAGCUGAAGUGGAGAGCCAGAGAAAAGAUCUUGAGGAGGAGAGAAGACUUGGAGGACAGCUGAAGACGGUUCUUCGGAAAGCAGCCAUAGCUUUAAAAGAGGCCCUAAGGGAGGUCCCUGAAAAGGACGACUCUGAGGUUUCGGUCAUUGUCAGACGUCAUCAGAUGAUGCAGAGUCUCCUGGCCGUUCUGGAAACGGCUGCAGCUGUUGGGGAAGGUCCAGCUCUUGUUGAAUUCAUUCCAGCGAUGGGAUCUACAAAAUCGCCAAACAUCGAAAGAUCGAGUGAAUUUCUUAUGCAGAAAUCCACCAAUCAGCUUUCUCACUACAAAACUGGAGAUCUGGGUUUGGUCCCUCGCAAAACACAAAUCACCUCAUCUAAGAUGGGACAUAAUAAAUAAGCGUACAGCCUUUAGUACAAUGAAACUUGUUGUUUAUUUCUUUAAAAUGCAGCUAAUGGACAGAGAAAAGACAUUUAUGGUCAUGUAUGAAUAUUUUGCAUUUUUUUCCUUAGGAGAUGACUGAGUGAAAAAUUAUCAAAUUUAUUAUAGUUAUACCUCAAUAGGGUGUGUGGGGAUUGGGGAAACAUUUUAAUUGUUUUAAAUAAACUGAAAUAUGUUAAAUGUAUUUGCAGAGCCCUUUGCAGAGUUUGUCGACCUAUCUUGCCACAAGAUGGCAGCAUUAUAUAUACAUUGUCACAAAAAUGGUCACCAUGCUACCCAUUUAAGGUCCUAAUAUGUACCAUUUAAGUGCAGGUAUGUAUACAUUUGGUACCAGCAUGUACCUCUGAGGUACUAAUAUUAAGUCUUUAGAUGCAAAUGUGUACUUUUUAUAGGGGACAGUUACCAUUUAGCAAAUGGACCAUUUUUCUGACAGUGUAAAUUGUUUUUAAAAAUCAAGCAAUCAAAUAUUUCAUGUCAGAAUAGAAGACAUGCAAAGAAAGCAUUUGUCAUAAUGUUUUUUCAGAUAUUUUGAUCAAAUUGCUUUAAUAGAUAUGCAGUAUGAAUUUAUUCAUAAUAAAAUUGUCUGGUGUUUGGUCCACAGGGGUGUUUUAUUUUUGAAUUUUUAAUUCAAUCAGAUAUGUUAUUAUAAACAAAGGUUAAUCGGCAUGAUUUAAAUUCAUUGUGAUCUAGCAUGUAGCAUCUUUACUUUCACUGUAUUCCCUCCAAAUCAGUUAGCUAUAAAAGUUUUGUGUAAAUAAAGGUCUUACAUGAUGUUUAAGAAAGUUACGAAAGAACUUUAUAUAUACUCUAUAUUUAUACUGUACUCAUCAUGUAGAUGAACACAAUGAAAUUGUGUGAUGAUGGGUUAGGUGAUCCGUCAACAUCUUACUUAAAGGGAUAGUUCACCCAACAAUUAAAGGAGGGGUGCAUGAUUUUUGAAAAACACUUUGGAAAAAGGAGUCGGGCCGAGUACCAAAACACUUGUAGCCAAUCAGCAGUAAGGGGCGUGUCUACUAACCGACAUCGUUGCAUGGGUUGAGUAUGUGUGGGGCGGGUCUAUCAAAAGCAGGUCCAGAUUCUAUUGGGGUUGGGGCAUGUUUGUUUAGUUGAUUUCAAAUAUCAACAUUGGUUAGCAAGGAUCCCGCACCCCAUCUUUAAGAUUCAAAAUUCAAAAUUAUGAUUCAAAGUUUGUCUCAAAAAUGUAAUUCUGUCACAAAGAAAGAUAUUUUGAG
Paramisgurnus dabryanus is the source of this 2852-nucleotide messenger RNA. It is a transcript of the gene cfap157, whose product is annotated as cilia and flagella associated protein 157. Gene Ontology annotation, molecular function: microtubule binding. Gene Ontology annotation, biological process: sperm axoneme assembly. The record is from RefSeq and is a predicted model, not a curated record. NCBI's taxonomy places the organism in Eukaryota, Metazoa, Chordata, Actinopteri, Cypriniformes, Cobitidae. Gene Ontology annotation, cellular component: cilium; ciliary basal body.